This is a messenger RNA of Boleophthalmus pectinirostris (great blue-spotted mudskipper), 1542 nucleotides long. Its product is annotated as mitochondrial carnitine/acylcarnitine carrier protein. Gene Ontology annotation, cellular component: mitochondrial envelope. The record is from RefSeq and is a predicted model, not a curated record. NCBI's taxonomy places the organism in Eukaryota, Metazoa, Chordata, Actinopteri, Gobiiformes, Gobiidae. Gene Ontology annotation, molecular function: O-acyl-L-carnitine transmembrane transporter activity. Bases 110 to 1015 code for a protein of 301 amino acids. Gene Ontology annotation, biological process: mitochondrial transport; carnitine transmembrane transport. The transcript has 9 exons.
GACACUCCCAUGUCCGCUGACAGCACGAGCAGCGGAGGGACGGGCCGGGCCAGCAUCAGGAGCUGGGCCGGGUAAAGGCGCAGUCUGUGGGCCAUGAGGGACGGAGAGGAUGGGGCAGGAGAGACUCGCCGCUGACAGAGUUUCCCCGCUCAAGAACUUUGUGGCCGGGGGCGUCGGGGGCGCGUGUCUGCUGCUGACUGGACACCCACUCGACACGAUCAAGGUGCGUCUGCAGACUCAGCCCAAAGGCCCUCAGUAUGUGCUCUACAGUGGGACCUAUGACUGCUUCAAGAAGACCGUCUCCAAAGAGGGUCUGCUGGGCCUGUACAGAGGCAUGGGGGCUCCUCUGCUGAGCGUGGCUCCCAUUAUGGCCAUCAGCUUCUUUGGCUUUGCACUCGGCAAACAGCUGCAGCAGCCUGAGCCCAACCAGGCCCUCACACCCUCUCAGCUCUUCCUCUCGGGGUGUCUGGCCGGAGUCUUCACCACCACCAUCGUCGUUCCAGGAGAAAGGAUCAAAUGUUUACUCCAGGUGCAGGCGAGCAGUGGACAGGUGAGGUACUCCGGGCCAGUGGACUGUGCUGUCAGACUGUACAAAGAGCACGGCAUCAGGAGCAUUUAUAAAGGGACUGUCCUCACACUCAUCAGAGAUGUGCCUUCUUCCGGCCUGUACUUCCUCACUUAUGAAUACCUCAAGAACAUGCUGACUCCAGAGGGUCAAAGUGUGUCUGAGCUGACCACUCCAAAGAUCAUCCUGGCCGGGGGCGUUGCCGGGAUCCUGAACUGGAUCAUUGCUCUGCCUCCAGAUGUGCUCAAGUCCAACUUCCAGACCGCGGCGGAUGGGAAGUACCGUGGUCUGGUGGACGUGCUCCGGACUCUGCUGAAGGAGGAAGGGCCUAGAGCUCUUUAUACAGGCUUCAACGCUGUGUUCCUGCGAGCCUUCCCCGCCAACGCUGCUUGUUUUCUUGGAUUCGAAAUGGCAUUAAAGGUUCUGCACUGGGCUGCUCCGAACUGGUAGAGCCGCUGUGUUUGCACUCGACACCAAAGACACACAUUUAUUUUUAUCAUAUUUUGGCCCGAGCCCCGACAGGGCGUAGGGCCUAUUGCUUUCGCUACAAGGAGUGAGUGGGCAACGACGAGCACACGGGCGAAUGCGAGAGGAUGUGGUGCAGCUCUGUCCUCGGUCGCCCCCGGCAUGAACAGCAGUAUCCCAGUAACCCACGCCCAAGACCUGAGCCAUAUUUAUCACUGUUAAAAUGAAUGGAAGUCAAUGAGAGGUCAUGGGGCGACCCUGACGAGAUGGUGAAUGACGAGCGCGUCAGUGCCCGUCACUCACCAAUGACCCCACAGUGAUGUGGGGAAGGUCGAGAGCUUUCAAAAAAGAUAAAAUAUGCUAUUCCCAUGUUAAUGGAUAUAUCGUUUUUGCUCAAAUUAGGCCCGAGCCCCGACAGGGCGUAGGGCCUAUUGCUUCCGCUCAGCGGAGCGAAUGGGAAGGGACGUGCGCAUGUCCGAAUGCGACAAGACGACAUGCAACUAUGUCCACGG